Molecule: messenger RNA, 183 nt
Organism: Dentiscutata erythropus
Lineage: Eukaryota; Fungi; Glomeromycota; Glomeromycetes; Diversisporales; Gigasporaceae
Source: the annotation of a GenBank genome assembly
UUGGAAAAAGAUGAAGAAUUUUUAAUAAAAUUUGAAGAGUUGAACAAAAUAAUGAAAAAUAUGAAUCAUGAAGUAGCAAAUAUACAUACUGAUGCUGUUUAUAUAAAUAGAUCUAUCAAUUAUAAUGCUAAAAGUCUUGAAAGCCUUGAGGAUAAUGCACUUUCCAAAUAUAUAAAAAGCUAA